AUGUGUGACGUGCGGCCGCUGCUGCUCGUGCUGUGUGCCGGGUGGCGUUGCUGUCUCGGCGUCCACCACCAGCUGUCCUCCCUCCUCGCCGAGCUCAGCGGCCUGCGCUCCGCUCUGCUCUGCUCCGCCAACUCCUGCCCCGAUGCCGCACUCCUGUCCCUGCUGGUGCUGUGCGCCCGUUGGACGCCGGCGCUGCUGCCGCUGGCUCACGCCCUCAGCACCGACCGCUGCGUCCUGCUGCGAGGGGGCAUCGAGGCGGCUGUCUACGGGGGGGUGCGCCACAUUGUCCACGUGUGCAGAGCUGGUCAGGUUAUCUUCACACUGCUCACCCUGUUGGGUCCGGACUCGGAACAACGUCGCAAGAUUGUGGUCUUCGUCAAGUCGGAGACGCACGUAGAGCAACUUCACGCGAUGUUGAUGCAGGGCGGCUGUUUGUCGCUGGGCUGCACGGUACCCAAUCCGGAGGUGGUGGAUGCCGUGCGUCGCAAGUGGGACAUGCACGGAGACCUCCAGCAUCCGCGUGUCCUCGUGACCACGGACGCGUGCGCUCGCCUGCUGGACGUGGACGACGCCACCUGCAUCGUCCACUACCACUUCCCAGAGUCCCCUGCGGUGCUGGGCGCGCGCCUCUGCUGCCUCCGGCGCUCCUUCGGCCAUCCCCUGCAACCCGAGGCUCCGCGCGGCGGCGACGUCACUGCGAGGUCGCCGGUGCCCCCCGCCGCCGCCACCGGCCCCUCCUCCGUGACGCUGGCGGUGAAGGGCGCCGGCGUGCGGGCGGCGCUGCCCCUGCUGGCGCUGCUGGAGCGCACCGGCUCACCGGUGCCCGCCGAGAUGCGCCGAGCCGCGGGCCGCGAGCGUGCCCGCAGGGAGCGCCGGAGGGCGUCUCGCCCACUCUGCCCCAGCCUCGCCAGGGUGGGCGCUUGCGGGCAGGAGCGACUCUGUCAGUGGCGACACAUUCUCUACGGAGGGCGGCACUUCACUCGGUCAGCAACCCUACCAGCUGGCACUCGCGUCACGCUGCUUGUCACACACGUGGAGUGCGUGACCCAGUUCUCCGGGCGGAUACUGCGCUACCGACGCCCGUCAGAAACAACAACAACAACAACCGCCACCACCACCAACAACACCAGCACCACCACCACCACCGGCGGUGAGGGUGACGGUGACGGUGAUGGUCCGUACGUGACCACGAGCACUGUGCACCUGCGUCUGGCCGCCCAGCUGAGCCAGCACUACGCCCGCGUGGCGCCCGGCGCCGCGCCACCACUCCCCGUGCCCGGGCAGCUCUACGGCGUGCGGCUGGCAGCCGGCUUCUACUGCAGGGCUCGCCUGCUGGGGGUCCCGGAGGGCUCGGCGCCGGCGCUGCUGUCGGUGGAUCUGGUGGACGAGGGCCGCUCUGUCACGGUGGGGCCCGGCGAGCUGCUGGCACUGCCGCCGGCGCUGGCCGCCCGGCCGCCCCCACUCUCCGUCUCCGUGGUGCUGUGCGGCGUGCGCCCUGCCGCGGGGGACUGCGAGUGGACGCCGCAGGCGCUGACGUUCGUGCGCGACGCGGUGCAGGGCACGGUGGUGGAGGGGAGCGUCGCCCUCGCCGCUGAGGACACGCUGUGGGUGGACUCGCUCCACCGGCGUACGUGGCUUCCUGGCUUGCGCGCGGAGGCCGUGGAGCCGAGCGUCCACGCCCAGCUGACGAGCCGCGGCUUCGCCCAAGCCAACCCGGGCCACGCGGCCGCUCUCCUGCGAGCGCUGGCGUCCGGCGCCGGAGCGGAGGGGCCCGGGACCCCGCGUCGCAGGGGGCGGCAGCGGGGGCACACCCACCAACAACACCACCACUACGUCUGCUACCACCCCCGUCACCACUGCCACCACCACCACCACACCCACCAACAACACCACUACUCCGUCUGCUACCACCACCGUCACCGCUGCCACCAGCACCACCACCAUCACCACCAGUGUCAAGACUGUGCCAGCCACGACUGGCGCUGUCCACAUGUCACGUGUCAAUGCUCAGCCUCGCACGUGUCCGGCACCACCAUCGCAGCUCAUCAGUUAUCCACCAACACCGUCAGCAUUCGUCCGUCAGCGACCAUCACCGCUCAUCAGUCAGCCACCACGACCACGGUCACCGCUCAUCAGUUAUCCACCACCAUCACCGCUCAUCUGUCAAUCACCACCACCACAAUCACCACUCAUCAGUCAACCACCAACACCGUCAGAAUUCAUCCGUCAGCGACCAUCACCGCUCAUCAGUUAUCCACCACCAUCACCGCUCAUCAGUUAUCCACCACCAUCACCGCUCAUCAGUUAUCCACCACCAUCACCGCUCAUCCGUCAAUCACCACCAGUCCGUCACGUGACUGGUCCUCAAGCCGGUCACGUGACCAGUCUACCAGUCAGUCAUGUGACCAGUCCUCAAGUCAGUCACGUGACCAGUCCACCUGUCAGUCACGUGACCGGUUUUCAAGUCGGUCACGUGACCAGUCAAGUCAGUCACGUGAUCAGUCCACCAGUCAGUCACGUGACCGGUCCUCAAGUCAGUCACGCGACCAGUCCACCUGUCAGUCACGCGACCAGUCCACCAGUCAGUCACGCGACCAGUCCACCAGUCAGUCACGCGACCAGUCCACCAGUCAGUCACGUGACCAGUUCUCAAGUCAGUCACGUGACCAGUCCACCAGUCAGUCACGUGACAAGUCCUCAAGUCAGUCGCGCGACAAGUCCUCGAGUCAGUCACGUGACCAGUCCACCGGUCAGUCACGUGACCAGUCCACCGGUCAGUCACGCGACCAGUCCACCAGUCUGUCACGCGACCAGUCCUCAAGUCAGUCACGUGACCAGUCCUCAAGUCAGUCACGUGACCAGUCCUCAAGUCAGUCACGUGACCAGUCCUCAAGUCAGUCACGUGACCAGUCCUCAAGUCAGUCACGCGACCAGUCCACCAGUCAGUCACGUGACCAGUCCUCGAGUCAGUCACGUGACCAGUCCACCAGUCAGUCACGCGACCAGUCCACCAGUCAGUCACGCGACAAGUCCUCAAGUCAGUCACGCGACCAGUCCACCAGUCCGCAACGUGACCAGUCCUCGACUCCACCACAUGACUGGAGUCUGCCCGCCCAGCCGCCCCCUGGACCUCGCUUUCCUUGGGAGGGGACGACCCCGGCAAGCUGCGACGCCCACGGGGAACUCCUCCAGGGUGGACUCUGCCAGGGUGGAUUCCUCCUCCAGGGUGGACUCCUCCAGGGUGGACGACUCCGCCAGCAUCACCCCAUUUGGAGUGGACGACCCCGACGGAGGGCUGGGACGCAGAGAUGGACAUCGCCGCACUCUGUGCGUGUGUGUGCAGUGCAUGUCCCCCGUGUCUCCGCUCCCUCCUCACGUGAUGGACCCGGACGUCUGGGACUCGGCCUCGGAUGUCAGCGAACUGGAGGACUCGGACAACUCGGCAGACACAUAGAGACACACGCAGAGACACGCACGCAGAGACACACGUAGAGACGCAGACACACACGUAGAGACACGCAG
Molecule: messenger RNA, 3522 nt
Organism: Petromyzon marinus (sea lamprey)
Lineage: Eukaryota; Metazoa; Chordata; Hyperoartia; Petromyzontiformes; Petromyzontidae
Source: RefSeq, a predicted model, not a curated record